This is a messenger RNA of Cydia pomonella (codling moth), 1781 nucleotides long. RefSeq names its product esterase FE4-like. The coding region runs from base 78 to 1739 and encodes 553 amino acids. NCBI's taxonomy places the organism in Eukaryota, Metazoa, Arthropoda, Insecta, Lepidoptera, Tortricidae. The transcript is spliced from 3 exons. The record is from RefSeq and is a predicted model, not a curated record.
UGUGGUCGCUUUGGGCGGCGCUGCAACUGUUAAAGAUCACACUAUAAUCUUAAGAGAUAGCGCCACUCCGAUAAACCAUGUUGAGCACGAAGUGGCUAGUGCUGUGGUCGCUGUGGGCAGCGCGGCUAGCGCGGCAGCCGACGGCGCCGCUGCGCGUGAGCAGCGGGCUACUGCGCGGAAGCGUCGCAAGUGACGGCUCGCAUGUCGCGUACCUGGGGAUUCCUUAUGCUACGGUCACGAGAGAGAAUAGGUUUAAGGCACCAGGUCCAGAACCAAUUUGGGAUGGUAUAUACGAAGCCAUUGAAGAUAAUGUUAUGUGUCUUCAAUGUCAAAUGAAUUUUCUUACAAGAGAGAUUGGAGAACAACCCGUGGGUCAAGAAGACUGCCUGAAGUUAAACGUCUACACACCUGCGUUCCCUUCAGAUUCCAUAUUGCCUGUCAUGGUUUUUAUACACGGCGGAGGUUUCACAGAAGGGGCAGGCUUUCCUUUACUUUACGGACCAGAUUACUUAGUGACUAAAGGAGUUAUUUUAGUGACGUUUAAUUAUAGGUUAAACGUACCAGGAUUUCUCAGUCUAGGAAUAAAAGAGGCUCCUGGUAACGCUGCAAUGAAAGACCAAGUGGCAGCCCUUAGGUGGGUUCAGAAGAAUAUUAAAGCUUUUAGAGGAGAUCCAGAUAAUGUCACGAUUUUCGGAGAGAGUGCUGGUGGCGCCUCGGUGUCUUACCACUUGUUGUCUCCAAUGUCCAAGGGACUUUUCCACAAAGCCAUCACCCAGAGCGGCUCUUCUCUAUGCCCGUGGGCUUUCCAAGCGAACCCAGUUCAUAAUGCUCACCGAAUAGUAAAAAGUUUGGGUUACGAUACGAAAGACCCUCAUGAGCUGUACAAGAUUUUGAACAAUCUGCCGUUACCUGAUCUAGUUGGUAUAAAGCUUCCAAAAGAUUUACGACAAACACUGUUUUCCGAACUCAUGUACGCCCCUAGUAUUGAAAAGAAUUUUGAUGGAGUUGAAGCUUUUUUGACGGAGAAACCAUACCAAUUAUUGACAAGAGGAAAUUAUACCAAAGUUCCAUUAAUAAUAGGAUUUACAAACGAAGAAGGUUAUUUCUUCAUAGGUGCAGAUGAUGCAGUAGUAUCUAAAUCUAUCCUCGAUUUCGAAUUCGCGUUGCCUAAUAAUGUUGAAUUUCCGUCAGAGUUAGAAAAAAAACGAGUUGCAGGAGAAAUUAAAGAAAUGUACAUGGGUGAUGAGCCUAUAUCAAAGACGCCCUCAGCAACUGUAAAGCUCUCAAGAUACUACGGGGACCCAUUCCUAAUUUACCCGUCUUUGGCCGAGACUGAAUUAUUGCUUCAGUCAACUGAUAAACCUGUCUACAACUACUGCUUCAAGUAUAGUGGCUGGCGGAACGUGUGCAAAGCCUUUGCAGGUCGUGCCUUCCUGUUGGAGCCGGGAGCGACGCACGCAGAUGACUUGUUUUAUUUGUUUCAUCAGCCCUUCUUGUCAUGGCUGACAUGGUUUGACAAGGAAAUGAUAGAGAAAAUGACGACUUUGUGGACGAAUUUUGCGAAGUACGGUGACCCAACUCCUGCCACCUCAGAGCUGCUGCCGCUGCGCUGGCUUCCCACGACAGCGACGAACCCUCGGGCCUUUGUGCUGGAUCGAGAACUCUCCACCGUCCCUCUGUGGUUCAAGGAGUCGCUCAUAUACUGGAGGGAUUUGUACUACAAAUAUAGGAGGAAGUGAUUGUGACUCUGGUUUUUAAAGUAGAUGAAACUUUAAACGCUA